This is a messenger RNA of Rhinichthys klamathensis goyatoka, 1346 nucleotides long. It is a transcript of the gene calhm6, whose product is annotated as calcium homeostasis modulator family member 6. Bases 60 to 1028 code for a protein of 322 amino acids. NCBI's taxonomy places the organism in Eukaryota, Metazoa, Chordata, Actinopteri, Cypriniformes, Leuciscidae. The record is from RefSeq and is a predicted model, not a curated record. The transcript has 2 exons. Gene Ontology annotation, molecular function: monoatomic cation channel activity.
CUCUCAUAACGGAACUGAGAGUGUCAUUUCAUGAGAGUUUACAGCCGUCAGCUGCAGACAUGGAUCAAUUAAAACCUUUGCUUAGCUUCGCUCAGAAACAGCAGACCAAUUUAGGAUUCGGAUUAAUUGCUCUUAUAACUGCGGGUGGCGAGCACGUUUUCUCGGUCUUUGCUUUUAGGUGUCCUUGCAAUGAUUGGAAUUUCAUUUAUGGAAACGUCUGCCUCCUCGUACCCGCUCUUGCAUUGCUCAUUCUAAGUUACAUGUUGAGCAAUAAAACGUGGAAACUGUUCACAGGUCUGUGCCUUAGGAAAUCGAAACUAUGUCGUUUUAAUUACGCAUUUGGCUUUUUUUGUGUUUUUCUUCAAAUCACCAUGACUGCAAUGGUCGCACCUCUCAGCUGGAUCGCAGUUGCUCUGCUCAAAGGGGUGUAUUUCGAGUGUUCAAUGACUGGCGCCAACGUCACACUCUUUAGACGGCACCUUUGCAACGAGAAGUAUCUCCACUGUAGGACAGAGUUGGAGAAGUUUCCGUGUGAUGGAACCGCAAUUCCACAAAGUGAGAGAGCGGCUGUUCUGUCCAUUAUACGCGCAGAGUCGCAGGUUCUUGGAUGGAUCCUGAUAGCUUCUGUCAUGAUGUUCACCUUUCUGCUGACAUGCAUGGCCAGAUGCAAUUCUCCAAUCAGUUACAUGCAGCUGAGGUUUUGGAGGAUGUACACUCAGAAGGAGAAUGAGUUUUUGGACAGCUAUACAACUCAGCAUGCCGAAAAGCUGGCUAGGAGAAACAUAACAAGUUUCUUUGAGUUAACCAAACCCAUUCCUAUGAAAAGUCCUCCCAGACAGGCCUGGCAGAAGAUCUCCUCCUUCUACAAGUUCCGGAGCAUGGACGAAUACUACAGCAUCCUGCACAAGUAUGUGUGCACUUGUGAGGACUUUGAGAAUCCAGCAGUGAGGGCUUCAUUGAAGUCUGAAAAUGAAUUUGCAAACCCAGCAGCACUUGCAUUUGUGGACGAGGGCAAACUGGUCCUGUAGAUGUGCUUGCUGUCUAUUUGACAGCUGAUCAUGCCUUACCAUGUUAUUUUGGUUAAAUACAGCCGUAACGAUUACUUCCCUCGCUUCAUUUUCUGUGCCUUUUACAGUGUCAAUGAAUUGUUCUUUUAAGUCAUUUGUUUCUUUUGAAUACUGCUAUUGUAUGAUUUUAACAUUGCUGUUUUUGUUAUUGUUAAUUUUUUUGUCUUUCAAUAUAAUUUUUCAUAUGAAUAUUAAAAAACUGUUUAUGCACUGUAAAAAAUUAUAUAAUCUUAAGACUGACUUAAACAUCCAAGUUGAUUGUUACUUAAAAAUGUAAUG